Molecule: messenger RNA, 432 nt
Organism: Oryza brachyantha (malo sina)
Lineage: Eukaryota; Viridiplantae; Streptophyta; Magnoliopsida; Poales; Poaceae
Exons: 1
Coding region: 1-432 (143 amino acids)
Source: RefSeq, a predicted model, not a curated record
AUGGCGUCUCAGAUUGAGAACCACCGCGCCGGCGCAGAGAUCGUCACCGGCGACGACGUCUGCAGGAACAAGUCCAUGGAGCUGCUGGGAGAGCUCGGCCUCCCCAUGGGCCUCCUGCCAUUGGAGGACAUCGAGGAGUUCGGCUACAACCGGCAGACCGGGUUCCUGUGGAUGGUGCAGAGGAGGAAGAAGAAGGUCGAGCACACCUUCAAGAAGAUCAAGCAGACCGUGUCCUACGCCGGCGAGGUCACGGCGUUCGUUGGGGAAGGGAAGCUGAGGAAGAUCACCGGCGUGAAGACCAAGGAGCUGAUGCUCUGGCUCAGCAUCGUCGAGGUCCACGUCGCGGCGGCGGCGCCGGGGAAGGUGACCUUCAGGAGUGGCACCGGAAUCUCCAAGAGCUUCGACGCCGCUGCAUUUGCACUUGGGGAGUAG